GUUCUAAUUCGAACCUGAUUCUAGUACUCAAAGAGCUUCUGCAUCGAUAAUGGGAAGUCAAUAAAUGUCAUGUCUAUGGAGAAGACAAUAAGCUUAACUGAUUUUAUGGCUAACAAAGGUUUUGAGAUCGGUGAUGAAUUUCAAUUGUAUGAUAACCAUCUAGUAUAAACCACAAAUUUGUUGUCGUAGGAUAUGUUCGGAAUUGCUUCCCUCGCAUCAUUAGAUUAUAGAAGUAUUUCCCCUAAAAAUAAACCAAAGGCUUUUAACCGAGUAGUGGCUUCUUUUCUUUUCCCUUUUUUAGACUAAGCAGCGGCAAAAGCAGAUAGACUAUCGCUACGCUCGGCAGUGAGCAGCCUACCACUUGAAAACAUGGCCGCUUCAAAGAUGCUUAUCCCCUCUCUCACCCUCUUCCGUCCACUAACAUGCGCCGCAGCGGCCUCAUACCCAACGCGGCUGGUACCUCACCCACCUGACCUCGUGAAGUGGGUCAAAAAGGAAGGUGGGUUCGUGCACGAGGCUGUGAAGAUUGCGCAGGACACCACCUUCGGCCUAGGCCUUGUAGCUUCUGGAGAAAUCCCCAAAGGCUCUGAUCUUAUCGUCCUCCCUGAUCACGUCCCCUUGAAGUUUCAUUCAGACAGACAAGAUGUGGCUGGCUCUGUCUUGCUCCAUUUGUCUCACCAAGUUCCUGAGGAACUAUGGGCCAUGAAGUUGGGUCUAAAACUUCUGCAAGAAAGAGCAAAGGUUGGAUCCUUCUGGUGGCCGUACAUCAGCAAUCUUCCUGAAACUUACAGUGUACCCAUCUUCUUUACUGGAGAGGAUAUAAAGAACUUGCAAUAUGCUCCCCUGCUUUACCAGGUCAAUAAAAGGUGCCGUUUUCUUCUGGAGUUUGAGCAAGAAGUAAAAAAUGGUCUUAAAAAUCUGAAAUUAAGCGAACACCCUUUUGGUGGCCAAGAUGUUGAUGCAUCCUCCCUUGGAUGGGCAAUGUCAGCAGUCUCAUCCAGGGCAUUUCGAUUGUAUGGGAAAAAGCUUCCAGAUGGAACCUGCAGUGAUAUCCCAAUGAUGCUUCCUCUGAUUGAUAUGUGCAACCAUAGCUUUGAUCCAAAUGCCCAAAUUGUGCAAGAACAAGAUGUUGGGAGUUCAAAGAUGCUAAUAAAGGUUGUAGCUGAAAAGGAUAUCAAACAAAAUGAUCCUUUACUUCUCAAUUAUGGCUGUCUAAGCAAUGACUUUUUCCUAUUGGAUUAUGGAUUUGUUGUGCCGUCAAAUCCAUAUGACUAUAUUGAGCUUAAAUAUGAUGGAGCUCUUAUGGAUGCUGCAAGUAUGGCUGCUGGUGUUUCUUCACCCAAUUUCUCUGCGCCAGCUCCAUGGCAGCGACAAGUUCUGUCUCAGCUUAAGUUAGAUGGAGAAGCUUCAAAUGUAAAGGUAAUCAUAGGAGGCCCCGAAUUGGUAGAGGGACGCUUAUUGUCUGCUUUAAGAGUUAUACUAUCAAAUGACAUGGAAUUGGUGCAGAGGUAUGAUUUGAACAUUCUAAAAUCUUUAUCAGCUGAAGCUCCCCUUGGAGUUGCAAAUGAAGUAGCUGUUUUCCGCACCAUUAUUGCACUCUGUGUGAUUGCACUGGGACACUUCCCCACAAAGAUAAUGGAUGAUGAGUCUCAAAUGAAACAAGGUGUUCCCGUUUCAACUGAGUUGGCGAUACAGUUCCGGAUACAGAAGAAAUCCGUGAUUAUAGAUGUCAUGAGAGAUCUCACAAAGAGGGUGAAGGUUCUGUCAUCGAAGGAGACCUCCACUGCUUAAGGCUAAUUUUUUAUGAUAUAGAGUCAUUCAACUUAUGUUUGUUCCAUCUUACACUUGUUCUGGUUCUGCUAUUUUUCUUGUUAUAACCCUGUAUAUAUUUAAUAUUUUCUAUACGAUUUCCUGCUGGUUUCAGUAAUUUAGCUUUUUACAUCUAUGAAAAAUUUUGACCGCUUUUAC
Messenger RNA from Theobroma umbraticum, 1968 nucleotides. RefSeq names its product Rubisco methyltransferase family protein. Gene Ontology annotation, biological process: peptidyl-lysine monomethylation. Gene Ontology annotation, molecular function: protein-lysine N-methyltransferase activity; protein binding. Lineage: Eukaryota; Viridiplantae; Streptophyta; Magnoliopsida; Malvales; Malvaceae. The record is from RefSeq and is a predicted model, not a curated record.